AUGGGCUCGCUGACGGGCGCGGGCGAGCUCACUCACCUCGCCGGUGUGACCCCGCUGAGCGACGAUGAGCAAGGGGAGGCGCUGGAGACUGGGGGUCGCGUGCAGGGCGCGGAAAACAUCCCUGUCGAAACUUGGAAAAUAAGGAUUUCGGAGCCAAACCGAAGGGGCCCUGUAUACUCGAGAGACCGUUGGCGGGAGUCUAACUGCCAUCGGAACAUUCAUGGCUCGCUCCCGUCCGCUCGUCCCCGAUGCCGGCCACCCGCCCCGGCAGCCGCGCUCGCCUGCCGCUGGUCCCUGGACGUCGGCCGUCCACCCGACCGCGCUCGCCCGCCAGCCCUCCGCCUCGGCCGCCGCGCUCGCCCGCCAGCCCUCCGCCUCGGCCGCCGCGCUCGCCCGCCGGCCGUCCACCCGACCGCGCUCGCCCGCCAGCCCUCCGCCUCGGCCGCCGCGCUCGCCCGCCGGCCGUCCACCCGACCGCGCUCGCCCGCCAGCCCUCCGCCUCGGCCGCCGCGCUCGCCCGCCAGCCCUCCGCCUCGGCCGCCGCGCUCGCCCGCCGGCCGGCCGAUCCCGCCCGCCGCGCUCGCCUACCGGCCCUCCGCCCCGGCCGCCGCGCUCGCCUACCGGCCCUCCGCCCCGGCCGCCGCGCUCGCCCGUGGCUCUCGAACGGAGCUAGCUAGCUAG
Aegilops tauschii subsp. strangulata is the source of this 681-nucleotide messenger RNA. The record is from RefSeq and is a predicted model, not a curated record. Lineage: Eukaryota; Viridiplantae; Streptophyta; Magnoliopsida; Poales; Poaceae.